AUGGUGAAGGCAUACCUCCGAUAUGAAUUGAGCAAUACAUUUGGAGUCGUCACAUCAAACUCUGCACUCGUGCACGACAACAGUGGAAAAUCUGUUGUCACUGCUGCACUUGAGAAUGUCGCGGUUUGGAACAUACGACAAGGCACUUUGGUGCGCAUGCUGGUGCCGCCAACAUCUGCAGAGGGCAGGGCACCAGCAGAGGUGACACAGCUGGCGGCAGCCCCUGCCUCGCCCCACGUCGCUGCUGGCCACUCCGAUGGCACCAUCCGCAUCUGGAACCUGGAGACUGGGGACUGCGAGGUGACAUGGACGGGGCACAGGAGGGCGGUGACAGCGCUGCGCUACAACAGGAGUGGGGGCAUGCUGGCGUCCGGCUCGCAGGACACUGACAUCAUCCUGUGGGACGUCGUGGGCGAGACCGGCCUGUUCCGGCUGCGCGCCCACACCGCUGAGGUCACUGACCUGGCGUUUGUGGAACGCUGCAACGUGCUGGUAAGUGGGAGCAAGGACGGCUACGUGCGCGCGUGGGACCUUGGCACCCAACACUGCUUCCAGACCGUACUAGGCCAGCAGGGCGAGGUGUGGUCGCUGGAUGUGGAUCCCUUUGAGCACCAGCUGGCGGUGGGGGGCGUGAGCGCCCAGGUGCACCUGUUCAGGCUGGGGGGCGAUGCCUCAAAUGCAGGCGAGGCGGGACCUUCAGGCCGUGAGGCACGCACCAAGGAGGUAUUGCAUGCGGAGGGCAGCGUUGCGCGACAGGCGCCGGAGCGAGUGGCACUGCUGCGAUACAGCCCAACGGGCCAUGUGCUGGGUUGCCAAAGUGCUGGCAAGGUCCUGGAGCUCUUCAGAUUGAGGUCUGAGAAGGAGGCGCGGAAACACAUGCAGCGGCGGAAGAAGCGGAAAAGAGACAAGGCUUCCGGAGGGGACGCAGAGCAGACCGGCACAGCUGUCCAGGAGGCCGAUGCAGCUGGUGAUGCCAUUAUGGCAUCCGACCUCUUAGCGCCCCUGCAAGUGCUCCGAGCAAAAGCAAAGAUCAAGGCAUUUGCGUACGGGAAGCAGAAUGCCAAGGGAGUGGUGGCCACUGUCACGCUGGCGCUCUCCAACAACCUCAUAGAGAGCUGGAGCGUGACGGAGGAGGAGUGCAAGCGGCUGAGGGCUGUGGAUGCCCCGGGGCACCGGUCGGGCGUGCGCGCAUUGGCGCUGUCAUCGGACGACGCCGUUCUGCUGUCGGCCGCUGCCGGCGCUGUCAAGCUGUGGAACCCGACCUCCGGCGCCUGCCUUCGCAGCAUCGAGACCGGCCAGGGGCUGUGCGCGCUGUUUGCGCCGGGCAACAGGCACGCGGUGGUGGGCACAAAGGAGGGCAGCAUCCAGAUCCUGGACAUCGGCGCCUCCGAGGUCUGCGACACCAUCGCAGCCCACACCGCUGCGGUGUGGUCGGUGGUGGCGCUGCCGGACAGCAGCGGCUUUGUGAGCUGCAGCGCGGACCACGACGUCAAGUUCUGGGAGUGGGAGGUCACCACCGAGGCGCCGGCUGCCGGCGCGGCCGCGGGGCCGGCCGCGCGACGGCUGGGGGCGCGGCACGUGCGCACGCUGAAAAUGGCCGACGAUGUGCUCUGUGCGCGCAUCAGCCCCGACGGCCGGCUGCUCGCCGUCUCUCUGCUUGACUCCACAAUCCAGGUGUUCUUCAUGGACACGCUGAAGUUCUUCCUGUCGUUGUACGGGCACAAGCUGCCGGUGCUGAGCAUGGACAUCAGCAGCGACUCGACGCUGCUCAUCAGCGGCUCCGCCGACAAGAACAUCAAGAUCUGGGGCCUCGACUUCGGCGACUGCCACCGCUCCAUCUUCGCACACUCCGAUUCCAUCAUGCAGGUGGCGUUUGUGCCGGACACGCACUAUGCCUUCACGGUGGGCAAGGAUGGGCUGGUCAAGUACUGGGACGCCGACCGGUGGGAACUGCUGCUCACCCUGGAGGGCCACAAGGCAGAGGUGUGGUGCCUGGCGGUGAGCCGCGCGGGGGACAUGUGCGUGAGCGCGGGCGCGGACCGCUCGCUGCGCGUGUGGCAGCGCACCGAGGAGCCCUUCUUCGUGGAGGAGGAGAAGGAGAAGCGCCUGGAGUCCCUCUUCGAGGCCGAUCUCGAGGAGAAUGCGGCGAGCAAGCAGACGGGGCUAGAGGAGGCUCCGGCUGAGACAGGCACGGCGUUGGCGGGGCGGCAGACGCUGGAGGUGCUGUCCGGCGCAGAAAGCAUCGCCGACGCCCUCGAGCUUGCCGCCGCUGAAGCCGAGCGCCACAGGGCAUUUGCUGCCGAGGCGGCGGCGGCCGGCGCGCCCGGCAAGGCGCCGCCGGCAAACCCGCUGCUGGCUGGGCGCAGCGUGGAGGAGUAUGUGCUGGCGGCUGUGGGCCGAGUGCGCGCCGGGGACCUGGAGCAGGCUUUAUUAGUGCUGCCCUUCUCCGACGCGCUGCGCCUGCUGCACUACCUCUGCUCCUGGCUCGCGCGUGGCUCCCGGGUGGAGCUGGUGAGCCGGGCGGCUGCGCUGUUGGUGCGGCUGCACCACGCGCAGCUGCUGGCGACCCCAUCGGCGCGCGCCCCCCUGGUGCGGCUGCGGGGACUGCUGCGGCAGCGCACCCAGGGCCUCAAGGACACCCUCGGCUUCAACCUGGCCGCCAUGGCACACCUCCAGCGCGCACUCAAGGACCGCCAGCAGUCCGCCAUGGCCUGA
Coccomyxa subellipsoidea C-169 is the source of this 2715-nucleotide messenger RNA. Its product is annotated as transducin family protein. The transcript is spliced from 17 exons. The record is from RefSeq and is a predicted model, not a curated record. Gene Ontology annotation, biological process: maturation of SSU-rRNA. Bases 1 to 2715 code for a protein of 904 amino acids. NCBI's taxonomy places the organism in Eukaryota, Viridiplantae, Chlorophyta, Trebouxiophyceae, Coccomyxaceae. Gene Ontology annotation, cellular component: Pwp2p-containing subcomplex of 90S preribosome; small-subunit processome. Gene Ontology annotation, molecular function: snoRNA binding; protein binding.